AUGGAGAGGACUUUGAUAGAGGAGGAUAAGCCAAGCUCAAAAACAAACAAACGUAGAAGCAAAAAGUUUUUGAAGCAGUGCGGACUGGCCAAGCAAAAGUGUGAUGUCUGCCACGAAAUCUUCUACAGCCGAGCGUGCUAUGUAUACACAAUUCAGCCUAUUCGACUCCAGAAAACCAACAAAUCAAUGUAUGCGGUAUCAAUAUUGCGAAACGUGUUGCAAGUCUGUUCUAUCACAACAAUCACCAUGAUGGGAACGGAACCGGUCACCACCUACACAAUUUUUGUCUUUACCAAAAAACUGAAAAUGCAUACAACGUCAGGGUUCCCAGAUUAUUUUCAUCACCAUGAUCUGAUCUACACCGUCAUAAUAAUUGCCUAA
Messenger RNA from Caenorhabditis remanei, 381 nucleotides. RefSeq lists its product as uncharacterized. The record is from RefSeq and is a predicted model, not a curated record. The transcript has 3 exons. The coding region runs from base 1 to 381 and encodes 126 amino acids. NCBI's taxonomy places the organism in Eukaryota, Metazoa, Nematoda, Chromadorea, Rhabditida, Rhabditidae.